CACAUCUCUCAUCCGGCGAUACCCUUGGCACAUUGCUUGCCUGCUCUUGAAUUCUCCGUUCAAUGAGAUACACAAAGAGAGGCAUAUCGACUUCAGGCACACGGAGAGAAAAUUAAACCUUCGCCUCAUGAUUUUACUUUACCAACGUUCUUUUCAAUUGCCUCAUUGAUAUUGCGACUUCCGCCGCGAUACGCCGAUCGCGAUGGACUCUCGGAGAGAUGAGGAGGCUACCAUCAAGGUCGCCUCGGCUAAGAACUCAGUUCCUCCCUCCAAGCCGCAGUCGUGGGGGAAAAUCAAGCUCAAGAAGGCCUUGCCAAAGCAGGCCAAACCGGGCAGUUGGAAGGAAGCCAACAUCCUUGAUGAAGAUAGGAAGAAAUCCAAAGAUGGUGCCAUCACCGCCGCCUCCCCGAGCCCCGUCAUCAACCAACUGGACGACUUGAGCCGCGACACAUUCAGCAGCGGCCGCCCCGUCGAAGAUAUUCCGGAACUUUACCAAUGCAAACUCUGCAAGAAAGGCAUUACACGGACCGCGGCCAAGGACCACAUUGCGAACUGCCUGAAAAUAAAAAAGGAAAAGGCCCAGCGUAAGAAGGAGGCCCGCGAAGCGCGCGAGCGGUUGAAGGAGGCUGCGCGGGAGGAGGAGUUGCGCAAGCUGGAGGAGGAAAACGGAGGGCGGGCUGGCGGCGACGACGACAGCGACGAUGACGACGAGGACAAAGCCGGCAAGGCGACCAAGAAACUGGCGGGCAAGAAUACCAGUGUCGCCGGCAAGAAGAGGAAGGCCGAGGGCGAGCUCGACAAGGGGAAAGCCAAGAAGAAGAAGGAAGAGCCCAAGCCCAAGGUGGCCAAACCCAAGGGUCCCGUCGACGUUGAGCGGCAAUGCGGCGUCCUGCUACCAAACGGACAACCGUGCGCCCGCUCACUAACCUGCAAGAGCCACAGCAUGAGCGCCAAGCGCAGCGUGCCCGGCCGCUCGCUGCCCUACGACAUGCUGCUGAUGGCGUACCAGAAGAAGAACCAGGCCAAGCAGCAAAAGGCCGCCAUCGACGCCAACGCGCCGCUCGAGGACGAGGACGACGCCAACGCGGGCGCCGUCGACAGCGACGAGGAGACGGCCGCCGUCAUGACCGCCCUGGCGAGCUGGAACCCGCGGCCCGUAGUACCCCAGCCCGUGUUUGCCCCCGUCAAGCGCCAGUACCAGCUUGCGCGCCUCCACGAGCAGCUCCAGGCCGCCACCAACGGCGGGCGGGUCAAUAUUUUCAAAGUUGUCGGGUUCGGCGCCCAACGGCUGCCGGACGGGCAUCCGGCCCUGUACGAUUUUGAUGACGCGCCGGGCGAGCCCGACACGGCUGUUAUCGGUGGCGGCGGUGACUUCUCGCGGCGGUCGUCUAGCUUCAGCCUCGCGGGCCCACCGCAGCGCCGGCCGUCUGUGACGGGGCGAGCUUAGUCUGCUUAGCAUGGGGGAAGUCUCUUUUUGCACAACUAAACUGGCGAAGCACUGGGAACUGGGAGAGCUUUUCUGGGCGUUUUGUGAUUAGGUACAGGGAUAGCGGACGGACGGAGCAGCGGUUGGGAACAUCAGGAACGGAACAGCGGCAUUCAUCUUUUCGGGGGCCUUUGGGAGUGACUAGGACGGGUACAGCGGGCAUCUGACAUGGGUUGGGUCUUUGGGUAUUGCUUUUGUUUUUCUGGUUUCUAUCUUUCGUUCAUCCCCUGGCUUCUUAGCUUUGAUGAUCGAGAUGCGGUGGUGUAUUUGGAUUGUCGACUGUUAUAUACCCCUAGCCAAUACAUACGAGAACUGGUUCUACAACAGGCUGAUUGCCGAGCUGAAUGGAAGUACAGUCUCAUUGCUAGAAUAGAUAAGCUCAGGAUUAAUGGCAUGGCCAGUGAUUUAAAGGCG
Messenger RNA from Canariomyces notabilis, 1900 nucleotides. Its product is annotated as SCA7-domain-containing protein. Gene Ontology annotation, biological process: regulatory ncRNA-mediated heterochromatin formation; RITS complex assembly; regulation of transcription by RNA polymerase II. The record is from RefSeq and is a predicted model, not a curated record. The transcript is spliced from 3 exons. Gene Ontology annotation, cellular component: SAGA complex. Bases 203 to 1447 code for a protein of 414 amino acids. NCBI's taxonomy places the organism in Eukaryota, Fungi, Ascomycota, Sordariomycetes, Sordariales, Chaetomiaceae.